Molecule: messenger RNA, 2171 nt
Organism: Trametes versicolor FP-101664 SS1
Lineage: Eukaryota; Fungi; Basidiomycota; Agaricomycetes; Polyporales; Polyporaceae
Product: thiamine diphosphate-binding protein
Exons: 11
Coding region: 66-1979 (637 amino acids)
Molecular function (GO): catalytic activity
Source: RefSeq, a predicted model, not a curated record
GCUCUUCGCAGCUGCCUCACGACCCUUCCUCCCCUCGCAUCCUCCCCAGCUGCACAGUUUUCAAAAUGGCUGGCACCGACGCAAAGUUCCCCAUCGACAUGAGCAAGCUCCAGAAGCUUACGCUCGACCCGUCGAAGCCCCAGCUCACGGCGGAGCAGAAGUCUGCGUUGAAGAACAACGUCCAGAUUAUGCGCGAUGCUAUCGUGCUGUUCACCGCGACGGGCGCGGCGAGGGGCGUGAGCGGGCACACCGGUGGUGCCUUCGACACCGUACCCGAGGUUAACAUGCUCCUCUCGCUCAUCAAUCACUCGGACAACUACGUCCCUAUCCUCUUCGAUGAGGCGGGACACCGCGUGGCUACCCAGUAUCUCCUUUCCGCAAUGGAGGGCGCGAUCCCUUAUGAGCACCUGCUCCACUAUCGGGAGGCAAACUCGAAGCUCCCGGGCCACCCCGAGCUCGGCCUCACGCCCGGUGUGAAGUUCUCCUCCGGCCGCCUUGGACACGUCUGGCCGUGGGUCAACGGUAUCGCGCUUGCCAACCGGGACAAGACCGUGUUCCUGCUCGGCUCUGAUGGCUCUCAGCAGGAAGGUAACGACGCGGAGGCCGCCCGUCUGGCCGUCGCGCAGAACCUUAACGUCAAGCUCAUCAUCGAUGACAACGACGUCACCAUUGCCGGCCACCCGUCUGAGUACAUGAAGGGCUACGAUCUCGCGAAGACCCUCUCCGGUCACGGUUUGAAGGUUGUCACCGUGCAGGGCGAGGACCUUGACUCCCUUUGGGCCGGUCUGUGCGAGAUUCUCGCCCAUAAGGGCCCCGCUGCCGUCAUUGCCAAGCGUAAGAUGGCUCCUGGUGUCGCCGAUAUCGAGGGUACCACUCAUGGCCACGACGUCAUUCCCGUCAAGUCCGCGAUCAAAUACCUGGCUUCUCGCGGCUACCCCGAUGAGAUGGCGGCAAACAUCCUCAACAACAUCAAGCCUAAUGCUGUGCCGUACCUGUACGUCGGGUCAUCCAAGGAGAACGGCGCGAACCGUGUCGUCUUCGGCGAGGCUGUCAACUUGGUCCUCGACAAGCUCUCGAAGGAGGAGGCUGCCAAGAAGGUCAUGGUCAUUGACAGUGAUCUUGAGGGCUCUACCGGUCUGAAGGCCAUCCACCAGAAGCACCCCGAGGUGUUCGUGCCCUCCGGCAUUAUGGAGCGCGGUAACUUCAGCGCUGCGGCUGGCUUCGGGUUCGACAAGGACAAGUUUGGUGUCUUCUCCACGUUCUCCGCGUUCCUCGAGAUGGUCAUUUCCGAGGUCACCAUGGCGCGCCUGAACUUCUGCAACGUGCUCUGCCACUUUUCGCACUCGGGCGUCGACGAGAUGGCGGACAACACCUGCCACUUCGGCAUCAACUCAUUCUUCGCGGACAACGGGCUCGCGGACACCCAGUCGUGGCUGUACUUCCCCGCCGACCCCGCGCAGAUGACUGCGGUGAUCUCACGCGUGUUCUUCGACCGCGGCGUGCGCUUCGUGUUCUCCACGCGCUCCAAGGUGCCGUGGAUCCUCAAGGAGGACGGCUCGCGCUUCUACGACGAGAACUACGAGUUCGUGCCUGGCAAGGAUGAGGUCAUUGCUGAGGGUACGGAUGGCUACGUCGUGUCGUACGGUGACAUGCUCUACCGUUCGUGGGAUGCUGUCCUCCGCGUCCGCAAGGAGGGCUUGAACGUUGGUCUCAUCAACAAGCCCACGCUCAACUUGGUCGACGAGCAGACCAUCCAGAAGAUUGGCAAGACCCCCUUCGUCCUCAUCGUCGAGUCCCUGAACCAGAAGACUGGUCUUGGCUCCAAGUUCGGCACCUGGCUGCUCGAGCGCCAGCUCACCCCCCGCUACGGCUACAUGGGCACCAACAAGGAGGGCUGCGGUGGUCUCACCGAGCAGAUCCCCCACCAGGGCCUCGACCCCCAGUCCAUCAUCCUCAAGAUCAGGACGCUCGCGCAGUAAACGCGUGCAACGAAGACACACUGAGUGGCUUGGGGCUGCGCAGGUGUACGAGUAUACGGCAGAAGAAGCAACAUGGAAAAAAUCUUGUAUCAGGGCUCGGCACGCAGCACACAGUAUCCAUAGGUGCGGGAAACGAAACACAGGAAGAAGUUGUAGAUGUACGCCUCGACAAUGUAUUGUCAUAUUCUACCC